GUUUUUUAAGAUGUCUCUUGCUGCCACCUGGCGGCAAUGCGUCUACAACACAAGUAGUGUGCCAACAGAGAGUUUUAUUUUGAAGGCAGUGCCCGGAAGUCACACUCUCCACGCUGCGUGACAGACUUGACCGUGGCAGGAGACUGUGAAACCUGGUUCGGGGGCAGAAGCAGGCAGCGGCUCUUCACUCUAGGCGUGGAUAUGAGAGGAAGGCGGAUGUGUUAACCUGGUAGUGAGCCGGUGAACAGGCCGCCGCACAGCAGCAUCCAUCGGAGCGGGACUGCCCUACUACCGGCCCGGCGGCUGCUGUCGCUACACAAGUGGCUCCUUAGCUCGCUUACGCGUACCCCACGCCACUUCAGCUGUCUUCAGGCCCGGGAACGAAGUGUAAAGAGCGGGGCCUCCGGCUACUACGACUCGGUUUGCGGCUGCUCUGGAGAGUUGAGCACGCCGGUUUAUUUUCCGGAGCCACAUCCUGCUGCUCCUGCCGAAAUGGACAACCUGAGCGAAGCCCUGGACAAGCUGAAGCUAGCGUCCUCAGACAGCACCAGUGACAGCGUGGAGAGCUGUCUUGACUGCCUGCUCAAAGCACUCGCCAACAACAACACUGAGGCCAGUGUGAAGAUCCAGGAGAUGGGCGUUCUUCCCCUGCUCCCCAGCCUGCUGAGCCCCCAGUCUUCCUGCACUCCUAAAGUAGCCAACGUGAUAGCUGAGGUGGCCAAAAAUGAGUUCAUGCGGAGUUCCUGCGUGGAGGCCGGCCUCAUCCCUCCUCUAGUUCAGCUCCUAAACUCCAGCGACCAGGAGGUUUUACUGCAGACCGGCCGAGCUCUUGGCAACAUCUGUUAUGACAGCCAUGAGGGCAGGAGUGCAGUUGACCUGGCAGGAGGGGCUCAGAUAGUAGCUGAACACAUUAAGUCCCUCUACCAAAAUACUGAGCCGGAAAAUGAGAAGCUCUUGACUGUCUUUUGUGGCAUGCUGAUGAACUAUAGCAAUGAUAAUGAUUCCUUACAAGCCCAGCUGAUCAAUAUGGGCGUGAUCCCCACUCUGGUGAAGCUGCUAGGCAUCCAUUCCCACAACACAGCCCUGACAGAGAUGUGUCUAAUUGCCUUUGGGAACUUGGCCGAGCUCGAGUCCAGUAAAGAGCAGUUUGCCUCCACCAACAUUGCCGAGGAGCUGGUGCGUCUCUUCCAGAAGCAGACGGAGCAUGAGAAGAAGGAAAUGAUAUUUGAGGUCCUGGCUCCACUUGCGGAAAAUGAUGUGAUCAAGCUGCAGCUGGUGGAGGCCGGUUUGGUGGAGUGUCUGCUGCAGGUGGUGGCUCAGACUGUGGACGGGGAGCGGGAGGAGGACAUCGCCCAGCUCAAGACCGCCUCUGACCUCAUGGUUCUCCUGCUGCUGGGAGACGAAUCCAUGCAGAAGCUGUUUGAAGGAGGAAAGGGCAGUGUCUUCCAGAGGGUCCUGUCCUGGAUUCCGUCCCACAACCAUCAGCUGCAGCUGGCGGGAGCUCUGGCCAUCGCCAACUUUGCUCGCAACGAUGGGAACUGCAUCCACAUGGUGGACACCGGUAUCGUGCAGAAGCUUCUGGACCUGUUGGAUCGACACGUCGAGGAAGGCAACGUCACCGUCCAGCACGCCGCUCUCAGCGCCCUGAGGAACCUGGCCAUACCUGUGGUAAACAAAUCUAAGAUGCUGUCAGCGGGCGUGGCCGACGUGGUGCUGAAGUUUUUGCAGUCAGAGAUGCCUCCAGUGCAGUUCAAACUUUUGGGAACACUACGUAUGCUCAUCGAUACACAAGCCGAAGCCGCUGACCAGCUGGGAACCAACGGGAAACUGGUGGAAAGACUGGUGGAGUGGUGCGAAGCCAAAGACCACGCAGGAGUGAUGGGCGAGUCCAACAGGCUCCUGUCUGCCCUGAUCCGACACAGCAAGUCCAAGGAAGUCGUCAGAACCGUCAUCCAGGGAGCAGGAGUCAAGCACUUAGUCACCAUGGCAACCAGUGAGCAUAUGAUCAUGCAGAAUGAGGCACUGGUGGCUUUGGGGCUCAUAGCAUCACUGGAUUUGGUUGCAGCAGAGAAGGACUUUGUGGGGGCUAGUCUGGUGUCGGUGCUUCACAAGCUGCUGUCAGAUGAGAGAAGCGCCCCAGAGAUAAAGUACAACUCCAUGAUCCUCAUCUGUGCAGUCAUGGGCUCAGAGCCUCUUCACAAAGAAGUGCAGAGCCUGGCGUUUAUCGACGUGGUUUCCAAGCUGAGGGCUCACGAAAACAAGACGGUGUCACAUCAGGCGUCGCUCACGGAGCAGCGGCUAACUGCUCAGAGCUAAAUGACUGUGUCCCGAACCCGCCACAACCCCACCCACCUUAAUGCCUGCCUGACCGACCACCCUUCCACCCACUCACCCACCCAGUGACACCUCAUGACUGCCCCUCGCCCUGUGACCCAUUGUCAUGUGCCAAGGUACCAUGUCGCGUUAACUGCCAGCCAGACGUACAGACAUGUCUCCACCCCCUGCCCACCUCCACUAGGGUUAGACUGAUGUAGUUUUUACUUGUCAUUCCAAAUCACAAACCUUUUUUUCAAGAAGAAGUUUUAAGGAGAAGACUUCACCCAGAACGAAACGACGCCUCUGACUGUUUUUCGACGGGAAGGCAACCCUCUCCUCUGAAAGCCAUAACAGGAUAGAUUUAUUUCAGCGGGUUAAGGCAGGCUUCAUUUCUUUGUAGUCUGAU
This is a messenger RNA of Solea senegalensis (Senegalese sole), 2722 nucleotides long. RefSeq names its product RAP1, GTP-GDP dissociation stimulator 1 (gene rap1gds1). The transcript has 15 exons. Gene Ontology annotation, biological process: positive regulation of GTPase activity. Gene Ontology annotation, cellular component: cytosol. Gene Ontology annotation, molecular function: protein binding; guanyl-nucleotide exchange factor activity. The coding region runs from base 493 to 2316 and encodes 607 amino acids. The record is from RefSeq and is a predicted model, not a curated record. Lineage: Eukaryota; Metazoa; Chordata; Actinopteri; Pleuronectiformes; Soleidae.